Messenger RNA from Scomber scombrus (Atlantic mackerel), 2747 nucleotides. RefSeq names its product SUMO specific peptidase 7b (gene senp7b). The coding region runs from base 239 to 2746 and encodes 835 amino acids. Gene Ontology annotation, biological process: protein desumoylation. Lineage: Eukaryota; Metazoa; Chordata; Actinopteri; Scombriformes; Scombridae. Gene Ontology annotation, molecular function: SUMO-specific endopeptidase activity. The record is from RefSeq and is a predicted model, not a curated record. Gene Ontology annotation, cellular component: nucleus; cytoplasm. The transcript is spliced from 21 exons.
UGUUGUGCAGCGGCUAGCCUUGGACCGGCAGCUCAUCCACGAAAUGAGUUUUUAACGCAGUUUUUUGGUGUUUUUUAGUCUUUUUUUUAGCAGGGCAGCUCGUUCUCCUCCAGGACAUUAACCCACCGGACAGUUUCAUCACAUUUAACCUCCAGGAGAAGCCGGACAGCAGCUAACCUAGCCUAGCUGCUAGCUGCUAGCCUGCUAGCCUCCAGUGACGUCUGAUUGAAUCGUCGUCAUGGCGUCACAGUUUAAAAUCCCGAAGAAGAAACAGGCGACGGGCUCCGACUCCGCCUCGCUGCAGAUGCAGUCGCCGCUGUCCCGCCUGCAGAACCCCGCACAGGAAUUUAAGAGUUACGGAGAUCGGUCCGGGAGAGGCGACGCCGACAGGAUGCAUGCUGGGAGUUCACUGGGCUCUACGGACGGACAGAGCGCUCCAUGUAAACCGUUCUUCAGAGACGUCGUGAAAACUCUUCUGGGACUCAACAGCCCGAGCAGAGGAGCCUCAUCGGCCAAUCACAGAGCAGCAGGAAGUCUGAACCGCCAAUCACAGAAAGCCGAGGCGUCGUCUGUCGGUUUGUCCAACGGCAGGUGGCGCCCAAAGCGAGCUUCUGACCGCCUGCUGCAGCCCGACGCCUCCUCAGAGCGCCGCUCGCCACCACAGAAGAAGAAGAGUGAAUCCUGUGGUUCUCCAGAGGUGAAGAAGAUCUCGGUGGCUUCGUUCGACUCUCUGGCGGCGCUGCGAGGUGACGAGCAUGAUGGGAGUUUGAGUUCGUCGCCAUGGAGACGAGACGAGGGGACGUCCGACAGCAGGAAGUCCUCCUCGUCUCCUCUGAAGCAGCAGAAGAAGAACUCGUCUCUCUCCGACUCCGAGGACGACUUCCUGUCUCCGUCCAGACCCAGAAACAAACCUUCCCCUUCCUCCUCCUCUUCCUCCUCCGUCUCCAUGGUGACGCCCGACAGGAGGCGGAGUCUGGACAGGACGUUGAUGCAGGGCGACUGGAGGGAGAAGGAGAGAGAGAGAUGGAGGGAGUUCAAAGCGAGGAAGACGAGCAAGUCGGCCGUUCUUCAUCUUCGUCUGCGUGCAGCGAAGCCGACGCCGUCAGAGCCGAUCGUGCUGUCCAGUGAGGAGGAAGAGGAGGAGGAGGAGGAAGAGGAGGGAGCAGACGCAGGGAACACGACACAAAGCGGCGGCCGACUGGAAUCGCUCUUCUCUGAACAGACGCAGGAUCAGCAGGUCGGUCGUCAUGGAGACGGAGCGGACGAGCUCGCCGCGCCUCCUUCCUUCCUGCAGCUGGACUUCGUGUCUCUUCACGCCGGCCUGACGCACGCCGACGCCAACGGACACGUGAUGAUCACUGAGAACGGCAUCACUCUUCCUCUGAAAGGCGUGGAGGAGGGCGAUGUCACCGUGGUGGCGUCUCAGGUACGAGGUUACGGUGUUUGGGACGGAGGCGUGGCUCGGGGCGGGACCCUGCUGGCCGGCUGGGAAGGCCCCGCCCCCUCGCUGCUCUUCCUGUGGGUGACCGACGCUCAGGCCAACCUGCUGCAGAGAGAGCUCGCCGCCAUCCAGACCGCCGCCACCGCAGGCCCGUCCUGCUCCUUCCUCCUGCUGGUGCUGAAGGAGCAGCUGCAGGAGCUGCAGGCCGCUCUGCUCGCUUCCAUCCUGGACAUGGAGGAGUUCAGGAAGGGCCGCUCCUCCUCUUCCUCCUCCUCCUCCUCCUCCUCCUCCGCCGCUGGGCCCAGCUCCCCUCUGGACUGGACCGACGGGCUGCUGCUCCUCCACAGCUGCCCUCCUCCUCUGGACCAGCACCUCCUCCGACUGCUGGGACACUCCCAGGUGAGGAGCAGAAAGUCCUGCCUGAGAUCAGCAGGUGUGCAGCAGCUUCCCAGCAGGCUGAUCCAGUACCCGGCGGCUCCGUGUAAAGGCCGCAUCACGGUGAGCAGAGAGGAUCUUUUCUGUCUGAACGACGGCGAGUUUCUGAACGACGUCAUCAUCGACUUUUACCUCAAGUUUCUCCUCCUAGAAGGAGUCAGUGACUCCGUGUCCAGCAGGAGUCAUGUGUUCAGCAGCUUCUUCUAUAAACAGCUGAGUCGACGUCGAGCAGCCGGAGAAGACGACGUCGCCUCCGUCCCAGAUCGUCACACGAGGCAUCAGAGAGUGAAGACGUGGACUCGUCAUGUCGACAUUUUCACCAAAGACUUCCUGUUUAUACCCGUCAACCAGGAAGCUCACUGGUUCCUGGUGGUGGUUUGUUUCGCUGGUCUGCAGGAGAUUCAGUACGAGACUCGUCAGAGCAGAACAGGAAGUAACGACGACUCAUCACAGCAGCCGCAAUGUUCAGAGCUCGGCUGCCUGAGAGAGACGGUGCUACAGAGGUCUUGUAUCCUGGUCAUGGAUUCUCUGAAGCUCAGUUACCAUGACAACGUGUGUCGACUACUCAGAGACUACCUGCAGGUAGAGUGGGAGGUGAGGAGAGGAACUCCUCGGCUCUUCACAGCCGACACCAUGAGAAGCUCCAGCUGUCGAGUUCCUCAGCAGGACAACAGCAGCGACUGUGGACUCUACCUGCUGCAGUACGUGGAGAGCUUCCUCAAGAACCCGGUGGUGCACUUUGAACUCCCGCUGCGUUUGGACGGCUGGUUUCCGCGGCAACAGGUGCGAAGGAAGCGCGAGGAGAUCCGCAGGCUGAUCAUGAAGAUGUACGACGGCCAGCAGCGACGGACCAAACACAACUUAAUUUAAA